Messenger RNA from Silurus meridionalis, 533 nucleotides. RefSeq lists its product as uncharacterized. Gene Ontology annotation, cellular component: nucleosome. Gene Ontology annotation, molecular function: structural constituent of chromatin; protein heterodimerization activity; DNA binding. NCBI's taxonomy places the organism in Eukaryota, Metazoa, Chordata, Actinopteri, Siluriformes, Siluridae. The record is from RefSeq and is a predicted model, not a curated record. Bases 116 to 469 code for a protein of 117 amino acids. The transcript is spliced from 2 exons.
UAAAUUGGUGAUGAGCUGCAGCUGAACUCUGCUGAACACCUCAAAAUAGUGACUCGGCCUGAAGUUGAGAAUUUCUCCGGCUGGAAAUAAAUAAAUAAAUAAAUAAAUUUUCACGAUGUCAAACGAUGGAACCAAAAAGAAAGGGAAAGCAGCAGGUGACAAAAAGACUUCGAAAAGGAAAGGAAAGAGGAGAGAAACCUAUGCUGUGUAUAUCUAUAAAGUCUUAAAGCAGGUGCACCCGGACACAGGGAUCUCGAGCAGAGCCAUGAGCAUCAUGAACUCGUUUGUGAACGACGUGUUCGAGCGCAUCGCCACCGAGGCGUCCAGACUGACGCAGUACAACAAGCGUUCGACCAUCACGAGCCGCGAGGUGCAGACCGCCGUACGCCUGCUGCUCCCCGGGGAACUCGCCAAGCACGCCGUGUCCGAGGGCACCAAAGCAGUCACCAAGUACACCAGCUCCAAGUGAGCAGGUCUUUCAGCCGGGGCUGAUUUCACUUUUGGAAAUAAAAUUGCACCAAAUCAGCAAUAAA